Molecule: messenger RNA, 1365 nt
Organism: Sugiyamaella lignohabitans
Lineage: Eukaryota; Fungi; Ascomycota; Dipodascomycetes; Dipodascales; Trichomonascaceae
Exons: 1
Coding region: 1-1365 (454 amino acids)
Cellular component (GO): U5 snRNP
Molecular function (GO): protein binding
Source: RefSeq, a predicted model, not a curated record
AUGGUGUCUAACUCUGCUACAUUUGAUAAAAGGAAUCCACUUCAAUUACGUGAUGUGGAUGAAGACGAUGAGAUCGAUCCUAAUGACCAAGAAGCAGCUUUGUUAAGACAAGACAUUGAAGGGUCGAGACCCAAAAGUAAAAGAAAUGCUGUGAAAUUGGAUUACGAUUCAGAUUCCUCUGAUGAUGGAGCCUCUAGGAGAAACAAAGUUCAUAAGCAAAAGAAAAAGACUCAAAAGUCUAGUGAGAACAAAGAUGGCGAUUCUGGAUCCGACGAUGACAUGUUCAGUGAUAAUGAUAAUGACGAUUUGAAAGAAGCAGAUGCGAUUGAUAGUGAUACAGAACGUAGAGAAAGUAAAAAGAAAGCGAAAUUUCUAGAUAUGGAUAAGUUCGAAAAGCAAGAAGAGCUUGAAGAUCUUCCAGAAAAUAGUGAUAGCGAUCCUGAUGAUUCUGGCUCUGAUGUUAAUGAGGCCAACGUAGACAUCGACUAUUUCGUUAAUGCUGGCAGUCCAACCACAACAGAUAAUGCAGUUCUCGAUAGCAAACCGAAUAAGGUUAAAAAUGCCAAAAAAACAGAGCCUAAAAUGGAAUCGUUUCACCUUCGUACCGACCUUGAAGAAGGCAAUUUCGAUCAGGAUGGAAAUUUCAUUCGUAAUGCGAUGGAUACUAAUGCUCAUCAAGAUGCCUGGUUGGAUGGACUGAGUAAGCAUGAUAUAAAAGUAGCCAGACAAGCUCACCAGUAUAGAGAGAAGCAUAAUGUAGAACAUGGAGGGGUCGACGAUGAAGAAUCUACAAAGUUUGUUCCUAAGUGCGACGUUAUCGCUGCACUUUUGAGCUAUUUACAAACUGGUGAGUCGCCAUUAGAUGCGCUUCAAAGAUUAAACUCAGCAGCUCCAAAGAAACGACUAGGAAGGAAGUCGGCAUCUCAUGCCCCCCUCAAGGGUGAUAUCAAAACGGAUGCUAAAGAAUCAAUCCGCAUUCAAGCAAUAGAAUCCAUUUCUGAGAAUAGCAACAAGUUAUUACAGGAAUUUGGUCUGACUGAUAUUUAUGAUAAAACUCGAGAAGAGCUUCUUCGGCAAUACCAGAAGGAAACUGGAGAAGUCUACGUUGACUUGAAAAGGAAACGGUCUGAAUCAUCUCUGGAUGGUGACGAUGAUACCAAUGAUCGUGGUGUAGAUGGCACAUCUACACAGUCCAGUUUAUGGGAAUUUAGAUGGGACGAGAGUGAUGAAAUUCAUGGUCCAUAUACCAGUGAGCAGAUGGCGAGCUGGGUAGAAUAUAAUUAUUUUGACGAGAGGGUCUCUGUACGACAGGUGAGUCAGGGUCCUUUAGACUUUGUCCCAUAUGAUCAGGUCACGUUUUUGUAA